ACUAUAUUCUGUUUCUGAUCUCCGAGUCUAAUUUCACUAUGGAGCCCCACGUUGUAUCCGGCGAUAAAGUAACCAACAUACAGUUUUUUUCACAUUCUGCAUUUAUAUCAGUCUGCAAAGGAGAAUGGUUUGUCUGUGGUUCGUCACUACUCAACCAGAGAAUCCUCAUAACAGCCGGGCAUUGCAUCACAGGGCGCAGAAAGAUAGUAAAAAUAUAUGCUUACACUGGUCAUGUUCGAUAUCAAAAAGGAUUGAAAAUUCCCGCAUCAAAUUUUAUAGUUCAUCCGAAGUAUGGGAAAAACCCAAUGCAACAUGAUAUAGGCUUAGUAAUGCUACAAGUAGCCGUGCCAUUUGGUUUAAAUAUUACACGUGUUGCAAUAUAUCAAUCUAGAUUGCCAAUACCAGAGGGCGCUGUUGCAGGCUGGGGACUUAUAAACAAGGAAAUGCGUAUUACCACGGAUUUCUUGUACGCAACCAAACAAAAAAUCUGGAGUCUUGACGAGUGCAGACAUGUGUUAACACGUACACUAUCUGAGGGUUUUAUAUGCGGAGGUGACCUUAACAUCAAAAGUUUUACAGCUAAAGGUGAUUCAGGGAGUGCUCUUAUUGUGGACAAAAUAACCCAAGUUGGGUUGGUAUCACAUAAAAUACCAAACAAAUCCAAAAGUCUGACCGUAUAUACCGAUGUCUCAUAUUAUUAUUACUGGAUCGUAGAAAAUUCUCUCGCUUUAUUUAAUAAAGAAAAUCCGUGUACGACCGAUGCUAAUAAACAGGUCAAUGCCGAUGUGACGUGCAAGUAUGCCAGCAUUAAUGAAGUCAUCCGCAGGGCAUUUACUGCUCUUAAUAAACCAGCUAUUUUACAGCCAAAUAUUAGCUGCCGUGAUGGCAAGCGUCCUGAUAGGACCCUGGUGUCAUGGGUAUGGGGAAGGGCGCUGGUGUGGAAUGCAACUUGCAUCGACAAUCAGGCUCCUCAUCAUGUCCAAGUUACAGGCGAUUCCGGCAGUGCUCUUAUAGUAGAUGAUUACAUUCAGGUUGGAAUAGUGUCACAUAAAAUUCCGCGGGCUUCUAGAAGUUUAACCUUGUAUACAGACACUUCAUACUAUUACGAUUGGAUCAGGGACAGUGUUAGAUUUUUGCACUGUCGUAAUUCUCGAAGAAAUUCAUGCUCGUUUACAUAG
This is a messenger RNA of Leptidea sinapis, 1178 nucleotides long. Its product is annotated as serine protease 42-like. The transcript has 5 exons. The coding region runs from base 39 to 1178 and encodes 379 amino acids. Gene Ontology annotation, biological process: proteolysis. Gene Ontology annotation, molecular function: serine-type endopeptidase activity. The record is from RefSeq and is a predicted model, not a curated record. NCBI's taxonomy places the organism in Eukaryota, Metazoa, Arthropoda, Insecta, Lepidoptera, Pieridae.